CCAGUGACAAUAUUGUGUUUGGUUGGACGCCACCAUGAAGUCAUUUGCGUUUGUAGUACUUGUCGUCCUGUGUGUUUGGGCUACAAAAUUAAAUGCAUUUGAGAACAAGGCCAUGAAAGAAACUUUUGCUAAAUGUGCUAUGGAACAAAAAUUGACAAAAGAUGAUAUAGAGAAAUUGAGUAAAAAAGAAAACCUUACAGAUGAACGAUAUAAGUGCCUUGCUAAAUGUGUUGGUGAAAAAGAAGGUGUGAUUAAAGAUGGAAAGUAUAACAAGGAGGGAGCAAUUAAAAUCGCCAAGAAAAUGUUUAGUGAUGAUGCAGAAAAACUGAAAAAGGCAGAAGAAGUUGCAGGGGAGUGUGAUGAAACAUUGAAGGAUAUACAAUCCAAAGAAUGUGACUUUGGACCUGCAGUCAUUGGUUGCUUGGUUGGAGGAGCUAAAGAAAAGAAGAUAAUGCCUGAUAAAAUGGAAUGAAAUAAGGGAGUAGAAAUAAACAAAACUAAGAAGAUAACCAAGUAUUACAAUGAGGAAAUGAACAUGCAAAAAUAGUAAUAUCAGAAUUUGUGGAGACAUAUUUUAAGUAGAUUUAUUACAAGGAUAUUUUGUAGUAGUCUACAUAUAAUGAGGUUUGCAUGUUUUUAAAGAUAAGCUAAAAUAAAGUAUUGUAUUUCAAAAUCAUUUUGCUUAUACUAAUAAAUAUUAUUUUUGUUUCA
This is a messenger RNA of Macrosteles quadrilineatus (aster leafhopper), 711 nucleotides long. RefSeq names its product general odorant-binding protein 56a-like. Gene Ontology annotation, molecular function: odorant binding. The coding region runs from base 35 to 472 and encodes 145 amino acids. The transcript is spliced from 7 exons. Lineage: Eukaryota; Metazoa; Arthropoda; Insecta; Hemiptera; Cicadellidae. Gene Ontology annotation, biological process: sensory perception of smell. The record is from RefSeq and is a predicted model, not a curated record.